Molecule: messenger RNA, 2611 nt
Organism: Gavialis gangeticus (Gharial)
Lineage: Eukaryota; Metazoa; Chordata; Crocodylia; Gavialidae
Gene: CCNE2
Product: cyclin E2
Exons: 11
Coding region: 67-1290 (407 amino acids)
Biological process (GO): G1/S transition of mitotic cell cycle; regulation of cyclin-dependent protein serine/threonine kinase activity
Cellular component (GO): cyclin E2-CDK2 complex; cyclin E1-CDK2 complex; nucleus
Molecular function (GO): cyclin-dependent protein serine/threonine kinase regulator activity
Source: RefSeq, a predicted model, not a curated record
CUGUUUCCAUUGUGCCUAUGAAGUAAGUCUUUUCCUUGUUCUAGGCAGGGAAUCCACAAUCCAAAGAUGUCAAGACGCAGUAGCCGCCUACAAGCCAAACAGCAGCAGCAGCUGCCACCACCGUGUCAGGAAGAGUUUCCUCAAGAGCUGCAGGCACCAGAGUCUCUCCAGACCAAGAAACGGAAAGUGGCAGAGCAGGAUCUUCAGGAAAAAGAAGAUGAAAAAGUCACUAAGAAGCAUCAAUAUGAAAUUAAGAGCUGUUGGUCGCCCACGAUAACUGGAGGCAUCUCCCCCUGCAUAAUUAUUGAAACGCCUCACAAAGAUACAGUAACCACUGACUUCUCCAGAUUCAAAAAAUAUAGGUUCAGAAACCUCUUCAUAAAUCCAUCCCCUCUGCCUGAACUUAACUGGGGAAACUCCAAAGAUGUAUGGCUCAAUAUUCUGAAGAAGGAGAACAAGUAUGCCCAUUGCAAACACUUUACGUCACUACAUGCUAACUUGCAACCACACAUGAGGUCAAUACUCCUGGACUGGCUCUUGGAGGUCUGUGAAGUGUAUGCACUUCACAGGGAAACCUUUUACCUGGCUCAAGACUUUUUUGAUAGAUUCAUGUUGACACAAAAAAAUAUCAAUAAGAACAUGCUUCAGCUUAUAGGAAUUACCUCAUUAUUCAUUGCUUCCAAACUUGAGGAAAUCUAUGCUCCUAAAAUACAAGAAUUUGCCUAUGUUACUGAUGGUGCUUGCAGUGAAGAUGAUAUCAUAAGAAUGGAACUCAUUAUAUUGAAGGCUUUAAAAUGGGAACUGUGUCCAGUGACCAUCAUUUCCUGGCUGAAUCUUUAUCUUCAAGUGGAUGCUCUGAAAGAUGUUCCAAAAGUGCUGCUACCUCAGUAUUCUCAGGAAAAAUUCAUUCAGAUAGCACAGCUAUUAGACCUAUGUAUUCUAGAUGUCAAUUCUCUGGACUUCCAGUAUAGGACACUGGCUGCUGCUGCACUCUGUCACUAUACCUCAAUUGAAGUAGUUAAGAAAGCUUCAGGUUUAGAUUGGGAUGGUAUUUCAGAAUGUGUUGCGUGGAUGGUCCCUUUUUUUAGAGUGGCAAGAAAAGCCCCAGUGAAACUUAAGAAUUUUAAGAAGGUUGCAGUAGAAGAUGGACAUAAUAUUCAAACCCAUACAAAUUACUUGGACAUGCUGGAUGAAGUUAAUAGUGGAGAGGCUUCUACAGCACUAGGACAGCUAUCCCCAGUGUCUACAGGAGGAAUAAUAACACCCCCCAAAAGCACAGAAAAGAAGUGAAACCUAUAGAAAUGACCUACAAUGUGAACAACUUCAGAAGCAGAACUGCUUCAGUACAAGCCUACACUAAACCUGAAUCUAACCUGCUACUCUAUCCUGCCACUCAUGAUGUGUAUGGUAGUAAAAGACAAGUUGAACCAACAGAUGGAAAUCUGUUUUACAAACUGCAGCUUUUCUGAACUGUUAAACCAGCCAUGCCUCUAUGCCACACAGGGUGCUGGACUAGAUCCCUGCUGAUCUAAACUGAUACUACAGUAGUAGUGUUCCAAGUUGAACUUAUUUUAAAUGAUGAAUUUGUUUAAUUAUGGAUUUCAUCAACUCACUUUUGUUGUCCAAUAAGCCAUUUUCAAAAGUCCUGCCUACUCAGUUUACAUGUCAGAUUCACUUUCAUGGGGGAUAGCCAUAACGUUAUUUUGGAUGAUGGGAACAGCAGCUUGUACAUCAUUCCAGGGAGACAGCUUGUACAUAUUACCUAAUGGUGAUACGCUUGAAAUAGUUGAGUUUCUACUUGAUCUCUGCUAAUACCAUUUUUUUUCCUUGGUGUGUGGUAUAAAUCUACCAGUUUGUCUAAUCCCUACUGGUUAGGGAUUACAUGGGUCAGGGGCCAUGUGGAGUUUACUUAAUGCAAAGACUGAAUGCAUAACUGAUUCCAAAUGCAUUGCAACACUUGGAUCAAACCAGUAAACUGGCAGAUUAAAAUAGCUUUAGGACUAGGGCAGACUGAAAAGAUGCUCUAGCAAAUUUAGUUUUCAAGCUCCCAUCUAUCUUUGACCUCAGGUAAAUGUACAGCUAAAAAUAUUGCUGCUGAAAUAACUUUAACUGGAAUAGUUCUUGAAGGAAAAAAAUCUACUUGAUGACAGCAAGACUGACUCAAAAAUAGACAUUUAGCUAGAACUGGAGUAGGUAUAUAAAGAGUAUACCUGGCUCAUUAAUAUUCUGCAACCACUCGGAAAAUACAAGUAUUGGGAAGAAAAAUACUAUGUACUGUAGAGUUAUGUCUUAUCAGUGUUUAAACAGCAUUAACUACUGUAUGCUCCUUUUGAAUAUUCAACUACCUCAGCUCAUGAGGUGCUUAACUUUUGUUCUAUAAAGGGACAGUAUCUAGCAAAGGAGUUUCUCAAAAUGGAGGAAUAAUGACAACCACAGUAGGGGUGCAGUAGUGGAUCAACUACAAAGUUGAUGUAGACCAAGCGGAACACUUCCUAGUGUGUAAAGCUAUACUUACUGCCAUGGUGUGCAAAAUUGCUUCUAUGAACACUUAAGUUGUAUUAAGAUCUAAUAUUGCCUUACCCAACUUCAUUGCUUCUUCAAAUAAAUUGUU